AUGUCUGCAGUUGGAUCUCUUGUAUUUUGCACAGAUUGUGGUAAUCUAUUGGAAAGUUCUACCGGUAACGAGAAUGCCGUUUUAACAUGCGAUUGUUGUGGAGCAGAAAAUAAAGAUACUGCUUCGAAAACCAUCACAACAAGAACGAAAGAAGAAUCAUUUCCCUCAGUAUUGCGACAGAAGAGAUCGGUUGUCCAAACCGUAGAGAAGGCUGAUUAUGAGAAUCAAGCAAUGAGUAAAACACCAUGUCCAGAAUGCGGCGCACAGGAGGUUAUGUUCAAGGCGGUACAAGUCAGAAGUGCAGAUGAAGGAAGUACUAUUUUCUACAAUUGUGCUUGUGGUCACAGAUGGGCGGAGAAUAAUUGA
Messenger RNA from Sclerotinia borealis F-4128, 366 nucleotides. The record is from the annotation of a GenBank genome assembly. Lineage: Eukaryota; Fungi; Ascomycota; Leotiomycetes; Helotiales; Sclerotiniaceae.